Messenger RNA from Hypoxylon fragiforme, 1198 nucleotides. RefSeq names its product Plectin/S10 domain-containing protein. The transcript is spliced from 3 exons. The record is from RefSeq and is a predicted model, not a curated record. NCBI's taxonomy places the organism in Eukaryota, Fungi, Ascomycota, Sordariomycetes, Xylariales, Hypoxylaceae. Gene Ontology annotation, cellular component: cytosolic small ribosomal subunit. The coding region runs from base 213 to 725 and encodes 170 amino acids. Gene Ontology annotation, molecular function: structural constituent of ribosome; RNA binding.
CCCACAUAGCCCAGCCACAAUUGGUUUCUAACCCCCACUAAAGUUUUCCCACCUAGCAAGUGUCGCUUCCUUCUCCACCAUAGGGUUUUUGCGCACAACCAAAAAUUACUUGACCUUCAAUUCAUCGCAACGUCCAUCAGCCUGCCGACUUCUCAAUCAAUCACGCCCAUCCACCCAACUCAACAUCUUGUCACCUACCAACAACCGCCAAGAUGCUGAUUCCGAAGGCUGACCGCAAGAAGAUCCACGAGUACCUCUUCCGUGAGGGCGUCCUCGUCGCGAAGAAGGAUUUCAACCUUCCCAAGCACCCCGACAUCGACACCAAGAACCUCUUCGUUGUCAAGGCCCUCCAGUCUCUCAACUCCCGCGGCUAUGUCAAGACUCAAUUCUCUUGGCAAUACUACUACUACACCCUCACCCCCGAGGGUCUCGACUACCUCCGCGAAUGGCUUCACCUUCCUGCCGAGAUCGUUCCUGCCACACACAUCAAGCAGCAGCGAUCGCACGCUCCUCCCCGUGGCAUGAUGGGUGAGGGUGAGCGCGAGCGACGACCAUUCGGCCGUGGCCGUGGUGGUGACCGUGGUGAUCGUGGCGACCGUGGCGACCGUGAGGGUGGCUACCGAAGACGUGAUGCUGGUGAGGGUAAGGAGGGCGGUGCUCCUGGCGAAUUCAACCCUCAAUUCCGUGGUGGAUUUGGCCGUGGCCGUGGCGCUCCUCCCUCGUAAGGAGCUUCUACUACUCUCUUAAAGAUCCCUUCGACACACAUGAUAGCCGGCAUGGACAUGUACUCUAGGGAAGGGAGCACCUGCAUAGUCUCGCCUCUACUCGCGUGAUAGAAACCCGUGGGGGAAAUUUCGGAUGCACGGUUGGGAGUUAUUAGGAGGCUAAAUCCUCGGACAUCAAUGAAUUAUGGAAAUGCUUUUGCCGUGAAAAAAACAUUACAUUAUUUCCUAUUAAAGCUCUUCGGGUCGGUGAAAAUCAGUCAAUCGCGUGCGAGUUGAGAGGCGCGAGACACAAUUCGACAAGAUUCCUCGUAGGGUGUAGUGGACAUACGACCAGUGCUUGUUAGCAUGGUUGAAAUCCUUGUGCUCACGGAGGUCAGUAGGGAGACAGCUCAAAGAUAAUGAAGUUGUUUCCAACCGCCCACCGUGUCCCCUACCCUACGCCUUGGGCCAUACGUGUAGUAAGGCCUCGCAUC